Messenger RNA from Salmo salar (Atlantic salmon), 3679 nucleotides. NCBI's taxonomy places the organism in Eukaryota, Metazoa, Chordata, Actinopteri, Salmoniformes, Salmonidae. The record is from RefSeq and is a predicted model, not a curated record.
GCAGAAGAAGAGAAUGACGCAUGCGCAUUUCACUUCGGGACGUGAUAUUUGAAAGUUGUUGGUAUUUUCCGAGUUGCAUGAUCAAUCUUUAAAAAAAAACAUCAGGCUCCUUCAACCAUGUCGUCCAGAUUAGGAGGUAUGUCCUCUCCCAUCUCCCCUGUCCUGUUCCUGACGGUAGACGGUGAACCCAUGCGAUUCUUCCUUCGUCCCGGCCCCACCAAGGUUUACCUGCAGCCCAUCAUCAAGGCAGGCGGAGGCCUGGUGUGCAGGGCCCAGGAGCCUGGGGCUUUCCUACUGAUAGACCCAGAGGAGAUGGGGUCCGUAACGGGUUCGGCAGCCCACUGGUACGUGUCCACCCAGUACAUCCGGGACUGUAUGGAGAAGAACCUGCAGCUGGAGGUGGAGGAUUAUCGCUUCAAGCCUGACAGCGUAACGGUGAACGUCCAGACCAGGUCGGCGAAACAGAGCGUAGGUAGCAGGGGACGUAUGGGCUACACUCUGGAGGAGGAUAAGGCCAUUAUGACGUACAUCUGUGAGCACAAGCGUGAGUCGCGAGGGAACAGGGUAUGGCAGGAGAUGGCGAAGAAGGGUCUGACCUGUCACAGCUGGCAGUCGAUGAAGGACCGCUACCUUAAACAGCUCAUUCACAGACAACCUGAGCCUCAGGACCGCAGGGGAAGGAAAACUGUCGCUACUGCUGCUGCUUCGGAGGAGAAAGGACGGAACUCGUCUGAGAAAGACAUCCCACCACAGACCUCUUCACUUCAGAAAGACUCUCCACAGCCUGAUAUUAUUAUGCCGUUGGCCCAAGAGUCAGACGCCUCAAAGACUUCCUCUGAAUCCGAACUCCCUCAGGCAUCAACAUCAGACACUGGUCUCCAACUCCCACAGAUGUCCCCUCAGAAAGACCAGGCUCAGUGCUGUCCUGAAGGACCGGGAACAGAGGAACCAACUGUGGAACCAGAGAGAGAUCCCUCGCCCCAGCUAGAGCCACCAGCCCAGUCUGACACCACAACACCCCAGCUGGUCCCUUCUAAGAGACUCCACCAGCCCUCUCCUCCUGGGGGCAAACGCACACAUUCCCAGACUGAGGAGGCAGCAGCUACCCCGUCACUUAAAAGAGCCAGGUUAAAUAGUGGAGCAGUGGCGGAGGUCCUGGAGAAAAGGGAUUCAGCUGUUACGUCAGGAGAGAAAGCAACAACCUCCAACACGACAGAGGGGCAGCUGGGAAAGAAAAAGUCCACCAAGCGAAAACUGGGCAUCCUCGAGAGUGCAGUGAGAGAAUUUGAGGGGUCAGAUGAGUCAGGGGAUGAGGAUGACGAUGAAACUCCAGACCUGGCUGAGAUUAUACAGCCCCAGCCUGCUGCCCGAGAGAAGAGCUCAGAGACCCAGCCUGAGAACCAACUACCUGAGGCCAGUGGUCCCUCAAUGAGUGGGUCGGUCCCAAAUGCACCUGCAACGAGUAUCCAUGUCCCGAAAGACCCUGCUAUCCCGUCCACUUCUACGGUUCCUCACCUGUUCCUGUUUGAGCGUGACUCCCAACAGGCGGAGGAAGAGGAGCCUUCCCAGCCCUUUACCCAACUCCAGCUCCAGGAGGCCAAGCAGCUGGUCCUCAGCCUGAUGAGGGAAUCCAAACUGGGGCUGGUCGCUGUCACCAAGGCACUCCUGAAAAACAGUGGAGAUGUCUCCGCUGCCCUGAGAGACCCACUGAUGAUGCCUAUUGUAGGGAACAGGGUCCGGCAGGGCCCUCGAUGGGAACGUCAUGACGACCGCCUGCUGCUGUCAGCUGAUCCUUCAGAACUCCAGAAAAAGUUUGGGGAAGAGGGAGUGGCCAAGAGGAUGGCUUUCCUCGAUGCAGAGUGACACUGGGGGGUUCAAUAGUAUGCGACGUUGUGAGACGGUUUGUUCUGAACAACACGUUUCUACCCCAAAAAAUGAUACGCACUGUUCUUCAACAUUCUUUGAGGUAUGAUUGCUCCCGUUUGGUCGGUGUGGCCUGAUCAAUAUGGGUUCGGCAUUACCGUUUUAAAUCGCAAGAUUUCAUGCAGCCAGCACACCAUAAACAAUCGCACUUCUGGGCUAACAAUAAUUACAAUGUUGUUUCCUACUGAACGCAUUCCUGUGUUGUAUUAACCAAAUAGAUAAAAACAGGAAGGACUACCUUAGCCCUUGAUCAUGACUGGCAUUUCUAUUCUAUUAUAAAAUAAGAGUCCUUGGACGAAGGCGUCUUCUGUACGGAAGAGUUUUGUUUAGAGUCCCGACGCUCGGUCUGAACAUUUAACACGCAUCGUUUGCGGUACGGUUUUGGAAGCAUAAGGACUUUAUCUUUCAUAUCAGCAAGAAGGCUAAAUUGAUACACACCUUUUGUAGGGUUAAGGUUCCCACAUGGCCGUAUUUCCAUGUUAUAGCACUAGUUUAGGGAAAACAUACGGAAGACAGAGUGCUAAUUAGUUAUGGAAGAUGACAAACAUGUCGUCACUGAAAAAUACUGUCUGCUGCAACUGUGUUGAAACAGUGUUAUUUUGUGUAUUUUGCAUUUGUGAAAUUAUUUUGAUGUGACAUGAAAGUAGAGAACUUUAUUUUUCUAGAACCGUACUGCAAUUGAGAAUCGAUUCAUGCUUAGUUGGAGUAUUUGUCUGUUUUGUCUUCCAGAGCCACUUCACCUCUAAACAGAACAUGUAAUGCCAUUGGACCAUAAGGAAUAACAUUGGGCUCCUUUAGUCUAUUGUUGGGCUAGGACUAUCUGAACUUGCCCAAUAAGAAUAAUAGUUAUCAAAGUGUUAUACAAUUUUAAAUCGUUGUCUUUCUUGACUCUGACAUGAAAUUUUUAUUUUUAUUGAUUGUGGAUCCUAAUAUGACUGUACAGUAUGUGCUUCAGGAAAUGCCUAGCCUUUGAUCUUUAUUCUGUUCCAUUACAUUGCACACUAAUCAUUGGAGAAGAGGCGUCUUCUGUAAUGGGGGGGUUUUGUUAAGUGCCCCCCCCCCGACACUCGGUCUGAACAUUAACACGCAUAGCUUGCGGUACGGUUUUGGAAGCAUAAGGACCUUACCUUUAAAAAAAAAAAAAAAAAGUUGAAUUGAUACACACUGUUAUAGGGUUAGGGUUCCCACAUUGCCAUAUUUCCAUGUUACAGAGCUUGUUUACGGAAGACAGAGUGGACUACUUGUGUUAAUUCAAUAUCUUCAUCGUCUGUGUGUAAACGAUGGACGCCACACACGUGUUGUCACUAUAAAAUAUGGCCGGAUGCAACUGUGUUAAAACAGUGUACUUUAAGUGUGUAUUUUGAAAUUGUGAAAUUAUUUUUGAUGUGAUGUGAAAGUAGUGGGAUUUAUUUUUCUAAAACCGUACCGCAAUUGAGAAUCGAUUCACGUUUAGAUGGAGUAUUUGGCUGUUUUGGUUUCCAGAGCCACUUCACCUUUAACAGAACCUGUAAGGUCCUUGGACUAAGGAGUAACAUUGGGCUCAUUAUAGUCAGUCCAUUAUUGGGCUAGGAAAUGCCAUGUCCCAUGUAAGAUAGUACAUUUUAACUUGUAAUAUUUUAACUUUUGUAAUGUGUCUGUUUGGAAUUCAAAAUGUCCUAUUUUUUUUGCAAUAUUAAACAUGCUACAUAUGUGAAAUAUACUGUAUGCAUAUGAUGAUUUGUGACAAUCUGCCAUUGUAAUAAAAUAACUGAUGUAA